AUGCAAAAGGCAAUGAAAAGCGCAGAAUAUAUAAAAGCUAAUAAUGACUGGUUAGAUGCCCAAGCCAACGCUAAAGCAGCCCAACUUAUAGGGUCAAUAAGGACAAAAAUACAAGCGGAUGAAGACAGUUCAAAUGAAGCUUUAAUGAAUGCUGACUUUAAGAAUGCCUUCGAAGCUCUUCAUAGUAAGGUGAAACUAGUGAACGACUUCUCAUCUGGAAAGAAACUGAAGUCUGAAGGUUUCGACAAAGAGUUAAGAGAAGUAGCACAAAAUAUGACGAAAAUAACAGAUGCAGCAACGAGACAGGCAGUUCAAAGUGCCUAUGACGCCGUUAGAGCAACUGUUGUGGAAAGUCAAGAAAAAGAGUUACAACAGACCAAAACAGACCUAGUAAAUGCUUUCUUAAAAACGAAAAGUCAGGUAGGACAUUAUGCUGCAGAUGGAACAUAUGUGCCAGCUGGUGGAACUUAUAUACCACCAAACCCUCCAAGAGAAGCACCUGCACCAGGACUACCUAAAACAUUUACAUCGUCACAUGGACACAGACACAGGCAUGCACCAAAACCAACACAACAACCAACAGUUCAAAAUCCAGCACCACAACAACAACCAAAACCAACAGUUCAAAACCCUGCACAACAACCAACAGUUCAAAAUCCAGCACCUGCACCACAACCAAAACCAGCACAACAACCACCUCCACAACCAGCACAGCAACCAACAGUUCAAAACCCUGCACAACAACAACCACAAACAGAGCAAGGACAUAAAAGAAGUAGAGAAAAAGGAAACCAAGAAUUCUUAAAAAUGCUUAAGGAAGAUUAUGGUUACCCAGAUACUCUUGACUUUAGUGACAGAUAUAAAGAAGCUAUUAGAAAGUUCAAGGAAGGAAAUACUGACCCGAACCUAUUUAGCUUUAUGGUUGAGCAUCAAAUCGGAUAUAAUCUCAAACCUGGAAAAUACAAGCUCGCUAAGGGAUAUGAUUUAAUAGCAUAUCAUCCAAAUGACAUGAAUGAAUUUACUCCGAGAUAUUUGAUGUCAGAGCUAAAUGAUAAUUCAACUCUCUUCAUGAAACGCGUAAAAAAUAGAGACGGAACGAAAGAAGAAAGGUUUAUGAGUCCGGAUGACUUAGAUAGGGAACUUGUUAAAAACGGUCUCGGAAUAUAUGAAAUGCCAGCAGAUGAG
Molecule: messenger RNA, 1185 nt
Organism: Trichomonas vaginalis G3
Lineage: Eukaryota; Parabasalia; Trichomonadida; Trichomonadidae
Product: protein of unknown function, DUF4106 family
Exons: 1
Source: RefSeq, a predicted model, not a curated record